AUGGCUCCUGCAUCCAAUUCUCAAUUGGGCGAAUCCUGGGUGGUGGAGGAUGAAGGCGAUGAGAGGAUCAGUUGGGACGAACGUUCUGCAGAAUCGGAAUCCGACAGAGAACUGAAGGUUGCUGUCCAUAAUGACGAGGAACCAAAAAAGACGAAAGUCAUACGAGAGAGACGCAAGUCUCCCAGAUUGUCCACGCCGACAGCACGAGAACCAGAGUUCAUCAUGCCAUCCUUCGCAACAAGUAUCAAUCCAUCGGAGAAGGUCGCCCGGAGGGGGAAACCACCUGGCAGGCCAAAUGUCGCUUCAUCGAAGCAGCAGGCAACAUCAGCACGCUCGGACCAAUUGAGGCAGACACAAACACACAACAGAACGACAUCGCCAGUGGUGGAUAAGAUCGUCCUAGUUCUGGUGCAUGCUACUGAAUGGCUUCUCGAUAUCCUAGGGCAGACGCUGAAGACCUUGAAGCGGCCCAUAUCUUGGCUGCUUGCGGCAUAUCUCUUCUUCGGCAUCUUGAUGCUUGUGCAAAAUCUCCUAACCAGCUCCAUCUAUACGGCUCUGUCCCCCAUAUGUCGUAUUCCUGGCGUCUCUCUUCUCAAUCUUCGACUCUGUCAAUUUGCCUCACCACAUAACGACAACCCGACUCUUCCAGCUGGAGCAUCCGCUCCCGUCGAGUUCGACGCUCUUAUGAAGACGCAAUCUCACUUUGAAGACAUUUUAUCUGAAUCUGCCGCAGGUGUUUCGUUACCCUUGGACAUGAAAAGAUCGGAGACCUCGAUUCGCGAUCUACGGCAGAUUGUGCGGUAUUCACAGCUCGCCUCACGCAACGAGAUGGUUCUCGAAUUUGAUGGGUUCAUCGAGACCGCUCGUAUAGCAUCAUACGACCUUCAGAAAUUCAAUUCACACGUUGGCCGCGGGGUGGACAUUGUUCUGAGCACAGCGCGUUGGACGCAACGCGUGCUCGAUGACAUGGCGGUCAAGCAAUCUUCCCGAGGCAUCAUCCCGGGCUUCAUACAAGACAAACUUCUGGCCCCUUUCAAACCGAUACAAUUCACCGAGGCAAGGCUUCUCGACCAAUACAUCUCUCACACACGGAUAGUGUCCGAAGAAAUCGAGCGUCUGAUCGAAGAGGCCCAAGCUUUACUCAUGGUCCUGCAGAAUCUCGAAGACCGGCUCGACGUAAUACACGCAAUCGCGCUGCACGACAACCUCGCCGCACAGGCCAGCAAGGACGAGAUCCUCUCGCACCUGUGGACUUUGUUGGGCGGCAACCGUGCCAAGCUGGGAAAGUACAACAACCAACUGACUCUUUUGAGACAAGUCGGGCAGUAUCGAAAAGUAGCAUGGGCGCAUGUCUCUGCCACGAUCCUCAAGCUGCAGGCCAUGGGUGCCGAGCUGGAGGAACUGCGGACCAGAGUCUCGAGCGCCGAAGUGUUGAGAGGCCACAAAGAGAUCCCGCUGGCGGUGCACGUCGAGAAUCUACGGUUGGGCGUGCAGCGACUCGAAGAGGGUAGGGAGAAUGCCAGACGGCUCGAGCAAGGCCAUAUCAGACGGGUUAUUGAAGGGUCAGAGCAGGGAAAUAUUAUGGCGUUGGGAGAUUCUUGA
Fonsecaea nubica is the source of this 1602-nucleotide messenger RNA. RefSeq lists its product as hypothetical. The transcript has a single exon. Bases 1 to 1602 code for a protein of 533 amino acids. The record is from RefSeq and is a predicted model, not a curated record. Lineage: Eukaryota; Fungi; Ascomycota; Eurotiomycetes; Chaetothyriales; Herpotrichiellaceae.